GUGUGACGUAGAGGAAGUGCCGCCCCCAGAGCGAGUAUCUUCAGACAGUUUCAACAGUUCGCUCAAUGAACGCGCCAGCCUCGAUGUCAUUCGGCGGUGGUGACAGAGCACGCUUAAAUUUUGCAGGAUUGUACCACGAUCCGUUCCGUUGCUACACGUUAGAAAAACUGCAUCUCGCCAAAGAACGAGGAAAUAUACGUGUACAUUUACAGAGAGAGGGAAAAAAGUGCUUCAACGUGAACAGACUUGGUCGCUAUUUUCUCUUCCGUCUUUUCUGGGACAUCGAAUGUUAGUGGAAUAAUAAGCUGCAUGCCCUUGACAAAAAAUAAAGCAUUUGCUCGAACUUAUUUGGUCUCGUAACGUGGAAGACAUUGUGGAUGCAGGUUCACCCGCCGUGGCGCACUGGAAUAGAAGCGCAGUGAGUUUCAGGAGUGAAGGCGCGUCCCGUAUUCAAUAAGCGGACAUUCCUCGCGCAGAGCUCGAGACGGUUUUGGAUCUCCGUUUGAAGUUCAACCGCGCGCUGCAGCAAAGACUGUGCGCGCGAGCCAUCGUCCUCACGCGCUGGAAAUGCAGGUUUGGGGUGCAGACAAUUCUUGCUUUAAAGUAAAAAAUAACCUUUUUAGGUUUCAUAUUCAAUGAAUGUAAAACUCCAAGAUAUUAUUUACCUCAAAGUUUGCCAUAUGGUGACAGAAACCACGUCUUAAGAUACACUGAGCGAUGUGACUUUGACAUUUCAUGGAGCUCUUCUCUGUGAGAGACCAUUUUUUUCCCCCGGUCAUUUACGAUGUCCUCUGAAUAACCGACUCUUUCUUGUUUGAACUCGAUUUCAAUUGCGUUCAAUAACGAUGGCCGACGAAAAUCGCUUUGACAGUCGAAAUAUUGUGGAGAAAUACAUAAACCACAAACUUUUAAAGAGGGGGUAUGUGUGGAAAUGUCAGUCUUCUGGAGAGGAAGAUUCCCAUAAUAAAGGAAUAGAGGACUCUUCAAACUCUGACAGGAGGCUUCAGGCUCCGUCGGCCGGAGGGGGCAACAACGAAUGUCUGUUACCCCACCGGGUCACUCGCUCCGACACUCACUUGAGGCUCUAUCGGGCGUUACGUGAGGCUGGGGACGAGAUAGAAAAGAUGUACCAACGGGAAUUUGAGGAGAUGUCCAACCAGAUGGUAUUUACUCCCAAUACAGCGCAGCGCAAUUUCGUGGCUGUGGCCGAGGAGCUGUUCAGGGAUGGAGUGAACUGGGGUCGUAUUGUGGCGUUUUUUGAGUUUGGUGGGACCAUGUGCGUGGAGAGCGUUAACCGGGAGAUGGCGUCCCAGGUAGAUAAUAUUGCACGCUGGAUGACAGACUACCUGAACGGGCCGCUGGAAAACUGGAUCGAGGAAAAUGGUGGUUGGAAUGCCUUCAUGGAGAUGUACGGUCAGCAGAGAGACUCUGUGUUCCACCCCUUGUCGUACCUAACGAAAGUGCUUGGACUGGCGGCACUAGGCUUGGCAGGAGUGACCAUCGGAGCCUUUUUCGCUCAGAAGUGACAGCCCUGUGGGUCUCUCCGCCUAUGUAUCUCUCUUUCUCUGCCUGUCUCUUCUCCAGCUUAUCAAAGCAUCUUUCAGCAGUGCACUGCCCUGCUCUGCCCCUCCAGCCACGGGAGCUGCUCCGCUCACUCUCUCCUUUGCUCUCUAGAGUGAAGAAAAUGCAAAGAAUAAAAGAAUAAAGAAUGAAGACAUGCUUUGAAUAUGAUGCUUGUCACUGCCAUGUACAGUUGCACAGUACACAGAGAUUGACACACAAAACAAAUGCAUACACAUACACUCACACAUACUUCAUAUGGAUGCAAGAAUACAAAAAAGAACAUUGAUUGUCUUAAAGUUUGUUUCUUAUGUACGAUAAACAAGUACAAAAAGAUUUUUAAACUAAAGCUUUUUUGACAUUUUUCUAUCAGGUUUUUUGGCAUUUUGUAGCAUGAAUCAAAAAAACAAAAACAAAAAAACAAGAAAGUUUGCCGGCGUGAAUGUAAAUAAUUUUUCAACUGUCUGCAUGUGUGGAAAAAAAAUACUUUUUCUGCUUGAGUAAUUUUUCUAUUGCAUGAUGGCAUUUUGAACUUGGCCAACUCUGUGUCGAAUCGGGGUGUUUGUUUUUUUUUCUCUUUCUCUCUCUCUACAUUGGAUGGACCUCUUGAGAUCUCCUAUCAAACCAACAGAUGUUGAGAAGUCCUCAUUAGAAAGUUCCUCUUUGAUUUGCUCUGUGUCUUUCUGUGUUUGUCAAGCACAAAGAACUUGCCAAGAACUGAACAGCGGCUUCAAGACAAACGGUCAUCAUGAUGUAAUCUCACCCUGACAUGGGACACAGAGUUGUCUGACCCAGAUCGCCACUCCUGAAUGUAACAACUGGAUUUCUGGAAGUUUGACUCCAUAGAAGCGAAAGCGUUCCCGUUGUAUAUUGGUAUUCAUUUCCUUUUGUUUCUUAUGUUUUUUUGUUGUAUAUUUGUGAUGCAUAUGUUAAAGUCAUAGGGUUAAAGUCAUAGUUCAUCCAAAAAGGAAAAUUCUGUCAUCAUUUACUUACCUUCAUGUAGUUGCAAAUUUGUAUAAAGACUUACAUUUCAGUCUGUUCCUCACAUAAAGCUAUUGACUUCAGAAGGAUUGGACUUUGUGCUGUUUUUGAAGCUUGAAAGCUCUUGCCCCAUUCAUUGUAAUUACAUGGAAAAGAGCAACCAGUACAUUCUUCAACAAAUUUCCUUUUGUGUUCCAUGGAAGAAAGUCAUAUGGGUUUGAAAUGACAUGAGGGUUAGUAAAUAAUGACAGAAUUGUCUUUUUGGGUGAACUAUGCCUUUAAAGUGUAAUUUUGAGGAUAAAUUCCAUUGUUAGAUUACCUAUCCAAAUAAUGGCAACAACAAGUGGGUAUUGUGUGUACAUCUGUAAAUAGAUUGUGUUGAGAGAGCUAGGCUAGCUUGUGUUCUGGGGGAGAUAAAAUGGGCGGGCCGCCAGCUGUGUCCAGUCAGGUGUGGGUGUGUGUAUCUGCAGAUGAAACAGGCAGGUAAGGGUUAUGGCAGCUGGGAACAGAAGUUCAUUCUGCCUGGCAUGAUAGGAAUUCAGGCACUGGAGUUUUGAAAAGACCUAAUACACAACGGACACUGUAAUUCACGUCCCAGGUAUUUUACACUCCUCCCUAGUGGUCGACCGAUAUAUCGCCUAGACCGAUAAAUCGGCCGAUAAUCUGACUUUUGUAAUUAUCGGCAUUGGCCGGAAAUUUUUCCCGUUUGGACGAUUUUGUUCUUGAGAGCGCCAAAAAUCGCCUGCUUGCAUGUGAAGCGACUGAGACAAGAUUUGUUUUGUUGUUACGUGCCAUCGUGUUACUACAAUAAUAGCACUGUGUGCAACACAGUGUCAUUUAAACUGUCCGCAUAUCAGAGACGCGUUUGAGCUCAUAAUGUUAAAGUGCUCAUCUGUUUCAUUCUCCCACUCUCUCUUCUAAACAGGUCCCUGUAACUUUUAACUGUCUUGUCUAAUGAUGAAAAGGCAAAUAUCAAUAAAACUAAUAUCAUAUAUACCAUCUGCAAAUAUGCGCAUAUGUCAUUUAAUAAACCAACCUCACACAACUUCAGCAGAUCCAGCAUCCUGUGGAGCACUCAUUUAUUUACCUCUAAAGCACAUGUUCUAACAGCCGCUCAUCAACAGUUCCCUGUAACUUUUCUAAUGAUAAAAGGCAAAUAUCAAUAAAACUUGUAUUAUAUACCAUUUGCAAAUAUGCAGAUAUCUUGUAAAAAACAGAUGUAAUUCAUGAACCUCAUGAAAAUCCAGUGUUUUCUUCCCGUCGAGCGCUCAUCAAAUAUCUUACUCUGAAGCACGUAUUCUAUCAGCCAGAAUCAAAAACUUCACAAAUCAUGAUGACAAUCCAAGCAGGCAUUCCAGGCCAUUUAAACUGUCAGGAGAUUGCUGGAUCCGCACUAGUGCAAUUUCAAGGCUGCGUCCGAAACCAGGAAAAUGCUGCCUCCGCAGGCCGUAUACAAAUGGUACGAUGAAAAUAAGAUUCUUUUCAAACUGUUCGGAGACCAGUUUCCUUAAGAGUUCCAUUAAUUAAAAACAGCUGUCAGUUAAGCCAUUAACUGAUUAGGCAGCAAGGUAGCAAGUCAGCUGCCUAUGUUUUUGGAUGCAGCCCAAGGUAAAAGCGCUUCUCGUGAGCUAUAAGUAAAUGUCUUAUUCACUAUCACUGUAUGUACAAUUGGUUUGAUUAGAUAUUUUUGAGAAAAUACAACUGCUAACGUGGAAAUGCCAUCCAUGGUUGCUGGACUACUGUGUGUACUGUUAUUUCCUUCUUCCUAAUAUUCUUCAUGGGCAAAUAAAUUACUCAGAUUUGAUGACUAAACAGAAAUCAGAAGAAACUGCUAUCUACCAUUUAAAAUACAAUAUUAUUUUUUAGUUUUGUGUGAAAUUGAGUAAAUAUAUUGCUACAUAAAUGUUUAUAAAUUUUUGUAGCAAUUUUAUGUUUGUUAUUUACUAUAUUAAAUUGUGUGAUAUAUUGGCAUUGUAUUGGCCUAUCGGCCACCCUGCUCUCUGGAUAUCGGCAUCGGCCAUUAAAAAACCCAUAUCGGUCGACCACUACUCCCCGUUGUCCAUGUUAUUUGGCUGGCACUCUUUUGUGCUGUCAAUUUUUUUGGAUGCCCCCACAACCAAAGAAACCUGAUCUGUCUGCUGGAACUUCUGCCCCAGAGAGAGUCUUCUGCCAUCACUCAACCUCUACAGGACAUUCCACUGGGAGGGUUGAUUUCUCAUUCACAGGAAGAUACUGAGACAUCAGCCUGUGCUAAUGUCAUUUAUCUCUCCAAUAAUCAUUAAAAAUUGCUGGUGUAUGUCUCUUGUCAUGCUAAAACCUGAGGCUGAACGACAACCACGGCCAACAGUUUUUAAAUUUCUUCUGUAUUUAGCAAAUAUUGUUUUGAAAGCCUGGAACUCUAGGAACCAUUGCUUAAAGAAAUAUUCCAGGUUCAAUACAAGUUCAGUCGACAGCAUUUGUAGCGUAAUGUUGAUUAUCGACUGAUUACGACUUGUUGCUCCUUUUCUUAAAAAAUAAAUAAAUAGGGGGGCCUGGGUAGCUCAGUGAGUACUGAUGUUGAGUACCAUCCCUGGAGUCGCGAGUUCGAAUCCAGGGUGUGCUGAGUGACUAGAGGCAGGUCUCUUAAGCAAACAAAUUGGCCCGGUUGCUAGGGAGGGUAGAGUCACAUGGGGUAACCUCCUCAUGGUCACGAUUAGUGGUUCUCGCUCUCAGUGGGGCACGUGGUAAGUUGUGCGUGGAUCGUGGAGGGUAGCAUGAGCCUCCACAUGCAGAGUCUCCAAGGUGUCAUGCACAAUGAGCCACGUGAUGUGCGGAUUGACGGUCUCAGAUGCGGAGGCAACUGAGUCUUGUCCUCCGCCACCCAGAUUGAGGUGAGUAAUCAUGCCACCACAAGGACCUACUAAGUAGUGGGAAUUGGGCAUUCCAAAUUGGGAGAAAAGGGGAUAAAAUAAAUAAAUAUUAUAUCAGUGCUUCCAGUAAGGCAUUUACAAUAAAGGUGAAUUAAUCCAUAAAUGUUUCUAAAGUAUAGUCACAAGAUGUAAAAAUUAUGCGUUAACAUGAUUUUAGUGUGAUAAAAUAGUUUACUAGCCUCUUCCAUGUAAAGUUAUUUCCAAUUUCACAACUUCGUUGCCAGGAAGAUGUAACGCCAUAAACCCUAAAAUGACAGUAAAACGACAAUUUAAACAACUUUACAGCUCAAAAAAUUCACGAGUUUUAACAGAAGAGUUAAUGUAAGUGCUUUUCUAAAAUUAUAAGCUUAACAUUUCUGCCUUUAAACCGUCCAAAAAUUGGCCUCAUUGACUUCCAUUGAUUUUUGCCUCAACUUUUGGGAUGGGUUGAUUUUUUUUUUUUUUUUUUGGUUAAGUAUUAUGUCUCAAAUUUUGUCAAUUGAGUUUAACUUGUAUUGAACCCAGAAUAUUCCUUUAAAUCUUGCCCAAAUUAAAUAAUAAUCAAUUGUUAUAGAUGUGCUGUAUCUACAUAUUUCACUCAACAUAGAUGUAAUAUUUAAUUUGGCAUAAAGUAAAAACCUUAAAGGGAUAGUUCACCCCCCCAAAAAUGUCAUCAUUUAAUCACCCUCAUGUUUUUCCAUACCCUUAUUACUUUCUUUCAUCCAUGGAACACAAAAUGAUGACAGAAUUUUCAUUUUCACAGCGCAUGUUUUCUUGAGUUUUUUUGUCAAUGAUAUCCAAAACCAACAGUAGAAUUUGCAUACGAUGGAUUAGCUUUGCCAGAAAUGACGUUAUCUUACCUAUCAGCACAGCUCUCUCAAGCGUUUAUAGCGGUACAGAUUAUACAUUUCCUAUCUACUAUUGUACUUUAUUGCUGCACCCUUUGUGGAGAACUGUAUCCGAAUAUCUAAAGAGAGUUUUGAGGACUCGCACUGUAAGAUCGUUUUACUUUAGCUGCUAAAGAUCUAGCAACGUAAGACCGUUGAGUUUAGCUUCACCCUGUUAAUGCACCAUACGAAGCUGCUCGUGGAUGAACCCAGCGUAAAACUGCCACUGCUGGAGCAGAACUAGUCCAUCCACUCUUUAAGUCUUACCUUCCCUCUGGUUAGAGGCUGAGAAGACUCUAGAUGUAUUAGUUUCAACAGCAUCAAUGCAAAAUUUUUACUUAAAACCAACUUUCGCAUACGGCAUGCAUCAAAUGCCUCUGCACCUUAAAAGAAGCAAUGACACUGAGUGUAAAGCCCGAAACAUACUCAAAGCAAGUACACGAAUACGAUUUUAACUACGCAAGCUCGACUUUGUGCAUCGAUGCAAAAUGUGUCAGAUUGCAAUUCAUAACACAAUGCAAGUAAGCAUUGCAUUCUCAACGUUGCCGCAAGGGGCGCUAUAUCGGACAUUAGUGUGUGAACUGUCUGCUUCUAGAGUGAGUUUCUCUUUCAGCUUACAAGUUAGCAUGGCUGAGCAACAGUUUGAAGAAAAUAUUGAUGAGCAAGUAAGUUAAAGUCAGUAUAUUUAGAGCAACUUACCUUAACAAUAGUACAUCCAGUUUUAUGGCACACAUUUUAAAGGUAACUCUGUCGCCCCCUUAAGUACUGAGGCUUGUUACCGCCACAUUAACGCAAGAACACAAUUAAGUGUUCAUCUGGAAAGUGCGUUGGCCAAGCACUCGAAUCUGCGUUUGUGUAUUUGUGUUAAGUAUGUUUCAGGCCUAAAGAUUCUUUUAUUUGUAUAUGUAAUCAAACAGGCAGUGAUUGUUUGUUGAGAAAAUUUGAUUUGCCAUUUGACUUGUAUUGACUUUGCUGGCAAAAAAGAGAGAAAAGGACUGAGAUGAAAUAGAAUGAAAGAAAAUAUUCCAGCACAUGGAUGCAUGUGUAAAUCAUGCAUUAUUAUAGGGCUCUUAUGUAGUGGUGUGUGUAAACAUUAAAACAAUUCAUAAUGUAAUACUUUUCCUUAUCAGAUGUAACGCGAUGAAGUGGCAAGCGAUACAUCUCUUCCAUGUUAAUUUGAGUUUAAAUUUGAAUCCUAAUGUUGUCGGUCGUUGGUUUUUACUUCUAUGGCAUUGUGCAGAUUAGCUCCGCCCACACUUAAAUCUCAUUGGUUCAAUAUUAAUCAUCAGAUAUGCUCUGAUUUUGUAUUAGUGUACUGUUUUGCAGCAUUUUCGCUUUAUGUGUGGACAGACAAAUUACUUAAUGCUGGAAACACAUAACAUUGUGUCUGGUUAGGACAGUGUAAGAGAGGGAAGUUAAAGUUACGUAGGCUAAUGGGAACCUGGGUCUGGCUUCAGUCUCAAUAUUUUAUUUAACAUAAUUUUUGUAUAUUUAAAAAAAAAAAUAAUAUGUAAAUGAUUAUCCCUUUACAGAAAAAAGAAUUCUGAAUGUAAAAAUAGGAUAGUACACCAGUGACACAUGAUGUAUGUAGCCAUGUGCUCUGAUAAGCUACGCACUCACUUUCAACGUCAGUCAGAGUCUUAUGACUUGUAGCCUACUUCUCCAAAAAAUCUCCAUCUGUCAGUUCAUUUCCCAUUCAUUCAACUGUGUUUUCGUCAUUUGGAUGGAAAGAGGAUGGGCAUUUGAUUCGGCCCACGUUCUGUCUGAU
This is a messenger RNA of Myxocyprinus asiaticus (Chinese sucker), 8084 nucleotides long. RefSeq names its product apoptosis regulator Bcl-2-like. The record is from RefSeq and is a predicted model, not a curated record. Lineage: Eukaryota; Metazoa; Chordata; Actinopteri; Cypriniformes; Catostomidae. The transcript has 2 exons. Gene Ontology annotation, molecular function: protein homodimerization activity; protein heterodimerization activity. Gene Ontology annotation, biological process: negative regulation of intrinsic apoptotic signaling pathway; intrinsic apoptotic signaling pathway in response to DNA damage; extrinsic apoptotic signaling pathway in absence of ligand. The coding region runs from base 846 to 1526 and encodes 226 amino acids. Gene Ontology annotation, cellular component: mitochondrial outer membrane.